AUGUCACAAAUUUCUCGAUACCCUUUGAUCAAACCUUGGAACUGGGGUUAUCACGGCACAGUUACUCAAAUCACCAGUAAGGAUGGUUCCAUCGAGAUUCCUUUGAAAGAAAAGAAUAAGUCCAUACCACUAGAUGAAUUUGUUUCCGAAUAUGUUCCUGCAUUGAAAGAUCAGGCAAAAUUUGAAUUGAAACCUUACUUGUUUACGGGUAUUUUACAAACUAUCUAUUUAAGUGCAGCUGAUUUCUCCAAGAAAUUCCCAGUAUUUUAUGGUAGAGAAAUUGUAGAAUUUUCUGAUAAAGGUGUUUGUACUGCUGAUUGGGUCAUGCCAGCAUGGGAAACCAAAUAUCAAUUGAAUAAAGAAACUGCUAGCUUCGAUAAAGUGAAUUUUAAUAAAGAUGAAGUAGAAACCCAUCCAGAAGGUUGGCCGCGUCUCCAACCACGUACCAGAUAUUUAACCGAGAGUGAAUUAGCAUCUGUCCACCAGGAUGACCGCCCAUUGGUCGUUUGUUGUCAUGGAUUGGCUGGUGGUUCUCAUGAACCCAUUAUUAGAUCUUUGACCCAAAAUUUGACUAGAUCUGGUAGAUUUGAAGUCGUUGUCUUAAACACCCGUGGUUGUGCUCGUUCAAAAAUCACUACACGUAACCUAUUUACUGCGUUCCAUACUAUGGAUCUUCGUGAAUUCGUCAACAAGGAACAUGCUAAAACUCCCAAUAGAAAAAUAUACGCUGUUGGAUUUUCAUUCGGUGCUACAAUGUUGGCUAAUUACUUAGGUGAAGAAGGUGAAAAGACACCAAUAACCGCCGCUGCUGUUCUAUGUAAUCCAUGGGAUAUGGUACAAUCAGGUAUUAAGACCAGCGACGAUUUUUGGACAAAAAAUAUCUUUUCCAAGAAGAUUGUAGAUUUCUUAACGAGAGUAGUGAAGGUCAAUAUGGCUGAGUUAGAAGUUCCAGAAGGUUCUAAACCAGAUCAUACACCAACUGUCAAAAAUCCAUCAUAUUAUACAUUCACUCGUUCCAAUUUAGAGAAAGGGAAAGAUUUCCAAUACAUUUCUGAUUUCGAUGAUAUUUUCACAGCACCUGCUUUAGGUUUUAAAAGUGCAUUAGAAUACUAUGCAGCAGCUGGGUCAAUUCAUAGAUUACCAGAUAUUAAAGUUCCGUUAUUAGUAAUGAACUCUACGGAUGACCCAGUUGUUGGGUCAGAUCCAAUUCCAGACCAUGUCAUUGACUCCAACAAACAUUUAUUAUUGUGUGAAACAGAUAUUGGUGGUCAUCUAGCAUACUUAGAUAAAAAUGAUGAUUCUUGGUCGACAAAGCAAAUCUCUGACUUUUUUGAAAAGUUUGAUGAAUAUGCUCUAUAA
Molecule: messenger RNA, 1359 nt
Organism: Naumovozyma dairenensis CBS 421
Lineage: Eukaryota; Fungi; Ascomycota; Saccharomycetes; Saccharomycetales; Saccharomycetaceae
Gene: EHT1
Product: medium-chain fatty acid ethyl ester synthase/esterase
Exons: 1
Coding region: 1-1359 (452 amino acids)
Biological process (GO): medium-chain fatty acid biosynthetic process; medium-chain fatty acid catabolic process
Molecular function (GO): monoacylglycerol lipase activity; acetylesterase activity
Source: RefSeq, a predicted model, not a curated record